Cooperia oncophora is the source of this 885-nucleotide messenger RNA. The record is from the annotation of a GenBank genome assembly. Lineage: Eukaryota; Metazoa; Nematoda; Chromadorea; Rhabditida; Trichostrongylidae.
AUGUUGACGCCGACGAUCGCCGAGAGUUCAGAACUUGCAAAAGACGCAAAGGAGAAGGAAGAAGAAGAGCUUGCAAGAGUAGUUGCUUGGGAACAGAAGCAAAUCAAAGAGCUGCAGGAACGACGUGAGCGAGAGAAACGCGAGAGACAAGCAGAGAUAGAGAGGAUAAUGAGGGAACAAGAAGAAGAACGAGCGCGAAUAGAGGCAGCUCGAGCAGAAAGGCGACGAAAAAAAUUGCUUGAAAUACAGGCGAAGAAGUUGGAGCAAGAGAGGAUGGAGCAAAAGAGACGGCAAAAGUUAGCCGAGGAGCUCAAAGCAAAGCAAAAGGAAAUAGAAAGACUGAGGGAGGAGAAUCGAAGGCAAAUAAUGAAGAAAGAGGAGGAAAGAAGGAAGAGGCGAAGGAUAGAGGUGAGAGAGUAUCCCACAGCGCAGGAUAUCAAGCGAAAACAAAUCGAGGAAGUACACGAAGCAAGUGACGUAAAGGAUGAGUUGGAAGAAGAGGAAGUUACAUCACAGCUUCCGGACGAAUGGAGACGAAAGGAGCUAAUGGCCAAAUUCGGGUCACACGCUAGACCCGAAAGUACAGAAGAACAGGGAGAACAAGUUGGUGACGAUGAGUCCCAGGAGUCACAGCACUCACUCAGAAACAGCGUGAGCUCUUCAGUGCCCGAUACGCAGGAGAGCACUUGGAAGGAAAAUGAUAACCAGCCCAUGGAACUGAAAAAUGAGAACACUGUACAUGAUGAAAACGCUUUUGUCAAAUUGGAACCAAAGAAACCAUUGAUACGAAAGACAAUACAAAGACGUCUCCGUGGAAUUAAAACAUUCGCGCAACAGCCCAAGGCGAAGGGAACUCCUGAUAAGGUGAGAGUAAGAGUUCUUUGA